This is a messenger RNA of Chaetomium fimeti, 1107 nucleotides long. RefSeq names its product kinase-like domain-containing protein. Gene Ontology annotation, biological process: spliceosomal complex assembly; peptidyl-serine phosphorylation; regulation of mRNA processing. The record is from RefSeq and is a predicted model, not a curated record. Lineage: Eukaryota; Fungi; Ascomycota; Sordariomycetes; Sordariales; Chaetomiaceae. The coding region runs from base 1 to 1104 and encodes 367 amino acids. Gene Ontology annotation, cellular component: nucleus; cytoplasm. Gene Ontology annotation, molecular function: protein serine/threonine kinase activity; ATP binding. The transcript is spliced from 5 exons.
AUGGUCGACGUUUCGUGCUUCAAACGGUCCAAGCUCCUGCGUUCGGAGGAACAAAUCGGACGCUAUCGACCAGGCGGCUUCCAUCCCGUCAAGAUCGGCGACACCUUCCAUUGCGGUCGCUACGAGGUCUGUCACAAAUUGGGUUGGGGCGGCUUCUCGACCGUGUGGCUCGCGAGAGAUCAACAGUAUGUUACGUUGGUCCUUAUCCGUGCAACCCACCUCGUCGUCGAGCUUCUCGAUGCGUUCCUUCACCAGGGACCCAACGGGGACCACCAAUGUCUAGUCUUCGAGCUACUUGGGCCGGCGGUCGAUUCCGUGGUCUUUGACCACCAUCACGGCGGAGACCGUCUGGACGCAGAUACCAUCCUUCGCAUCACCAGGCGGCUCCUGCAAGCGGUAUCGGCUAUGCACCGAGCAGGCUAUGCACACGGAGAUAUCAGCGGUGCCAACGUGGCUUUCACGACUAGCCGGCUGGCCACACUGUCCCUCGACGAUCUACUCAAGGUUAUUGGGGCACCCAAGACGGAAAAGCUCGUCCGCCGCGACGGGGAGCCCCUCGCCCCUGGCCUCCCAGAGCAGUUAGUCCAAGAGGCCAGGUGGGAUGACUGGAGCGACGAAGACGAGGAGGACAUCCGGCUUAUCGACCUUGGCGAAUCCUUCCCUCAUGCGACACCACCUGCCAAGCUUGCGGAGCCGUGGGGAUUACAGUCCCCCGAGGGAAUAUUUACCGGGAAAUUCGACCACAGGGUCGAUCUGUGGCGGGCCGGCUGCACGAUAUACUUCUUGGUGAUGGCCUUGAUUCCCUUCAACCACCUUGGGGACAUGAACGCGUUGGUAGGGCAGAUGAUUCAUUUCGUCGAGGACCUGCCCGCCGAAUGGCGACCCCAAUGGGAGUGCAUGAAGCAAGCCGCCACGAGAAGCUGGGACCACAUUCCAGCCCAGAUGCCGGCGCAGUCCAAGCUGGAGGAAACAUUCACCAAGAAGGUGACAGAGCCGGGGUUGGCGCCACUUCUGCCUGUUAUUAGCGGGCUGAUGCGGUUUCGACCCCGGGAUCGUAUCUCGGCGGACGAGGCGCUGGCGUUGUUGGAUGGGCAUGGGACGUAGUGC